This is a messenger RNA of Heterotrigona itama, 5238 nucleotides long. The record is from the annotation of a GenBank genome assembly. NCBI's taxonomy places the organism in Eukaryota, Metazoa, Arthropoda, Insecta, Hymenoptera, Apidae.
UCAUAUUAUAAGUAUUACAGGAUGUCUCGAACUUAAAUGUCAAAACUUCGGAAGCGAUUAAUAAAUGAAGAAAAAGUAGUCUUCUUGUUCUCAAGAAAGUGGAGUAAAUCUUUAAAAAUUUUUUCCUUUUGUUAGUUUACCCUCCAAUGUUGCCCUCUAUAUACUUCCAAAGUUUUGACAUUUAAAUUCGGGACACUCUGUAUAUGUUAACCAGUAGUAGCUCCUCUGUCGGAUCAUUUUGUAUUCUGUGAACAUUUGUCGAUCGUGUGUCAUGUAUGUGAGUUAGGUUAUCUAUGUGAAGAUUUGUUUUCUUAAAAAAUAUCGAUUUGCUAUUUCAUGUUAAAAGAAAGAACGAAAUUACAUACACAUUAUGUAUUACAAUUGUGGCGAACAAAAAAUAUUGUAAUUAAUAAAAAUAUUUAGGUUAUUAAAAAUAAAUAUUUAGGUUAGGGUGCAUAUGUAGACAUACAUAUGUAAAUAUUUAAUAACGAUAACGCAAUUUAAUACAGUAAUUAUUUUUAUUUUUUAUUUUUAUUUUAUUACUUUUGAAGUUCAAAAAUAAAUUUUAAAACAAUGGACAGAAGUCCAGUUUUAAAACGACCUAAACCAACUGAUAAUGAAGAAGAAUUAUUUCGUAUGCAAGAAGAAUUCCUAAAAAAUAAACUACAACCAUCAGCCAAAGUGAUUAAUUUAAAAGAAUCUACAAAAUCUUUAAAUGCUACUUCUAGCAACAGUCAAACAAGUUCUAACAGAGUUAGAUCAAAAUUUUCUGAGUUGAAAAAAUUGAAAACUCAAGAAAGAGUUUCUACUUCUCAAACUAGCGGUGAUAUUAUAAAUCCUGCAAUAAAAGAAGUCGAAAAAAAUCUCAACUUUGGAAUAAAGGAUUCUGUUCAAAAUAUAGAAAUAACAUCCUCAAAGAUAAUAUUAGGAAACAUCAUUGAGAAGAAAUAUGAUGCACACAAGUAUGAAUUCCAUAAAAGGAAAUUUACUUGUUCUAAUAAUGGUUUUCCUGAAGUUUUUGUUUCUAAACAUAUGAAAAAUGGUAAAAAUGAAAGUUUAUUUAUGCAAGAAAUUUCUGUUGAAAGCAAUAACAAAAUAGAAAAAUCUCAGAAUUCUGGAUCUUUGUGUAGUACUGAUAAUAGUGUUAUCGUAGAAGGACCAUGGGCUAAUGAAAUACAUAAAGAAAAUUUGGAACGAUUAAGCCAGAUGAGUCAGGAAGAUAUUCUUAAAGAAAAGAGUAAACUUGAGAUGACUUUAAAGCCAGAACUAAUACAGUUUUUAAAAGAUAGAAGAAAUAAAAAACAAAAUACAAAGAAGAAUUUUGAAGACAAAAGAUUAAGUACUGAGAAACAAGAUCAAAAUGUAAAAUUUACAAAUGUAGAAAACUUAAUUACAGAAGGAGUUCUUAACAAACAUGAUAAAGAUUCACCCAAAAACAAUGAUGUUUCACCAAUGCAAAUAGAUACAGUAGAAACAGAUAUACCCAAACCUCCCAAAGAAUUAAUGGAACAAGCUAAAGAGAAAGGUUGGAUGCAUAUGGAUUCUCUUGAAGUUGAAAAAUUGAAAUGGAUGGAAAAUAUACCCCCAGAAAAAAAAGAUAAACCUGCUCCAGAUGAGCCAUACAAUGCUCGUUUUGACUUUAAUGGUGUAUUAUUGCCAUAUAAAGAUGACAAUGUACCUAUUGAAAAAGGCCUUCAUCAUCAUGGAGAAGAACCUGAUCGUCCUGGUUAUUCUCUACAAGAAUUACUACAACUUAGUCGUUCAUCAGCACAACAGCAACGUUGUACAGCUCUUACAACAUUAGCAAAUAUAUUAGAAAAAAGUCGCAACGGCUGGUAUGAUAAAGCAUUACAACCUGCACCUUUGGUUGCAUUAAGUCAAAAAAAUUUUUUAUUAUUAUUAAGAUUUUCUUUGGAUGAUACAUCAGUGGCUGUGAUUACAGCAACUUUACAAGCGUUUAGAAUUUUCUUAUAUAGUGAAGUGGAUGAAGUCUGUUUAGAUAGACUAUAUGGUUUUCAAAAUUAUAAAGAACCUGUUUUAGCAACACCAAAAACUGAUGUUGAUGAUAUAAAUGAUUUAAAAGAUCAUGAACUAGUACAAUUAGAUGCGGUUGCUGCCCUAUUAAGAACUGAUAUAUUGCUAAGGAUCAGUUAUAUUUUGAAUGAAAUACGACCACCGCCUGUUGCUGUAACUUGUGCAUUGGAGAUUCUAAUUAGACUUGUAAGACAUUCGCCUAUUACCGUUAUAAAAAUAACAAAUACACCAAAGUUAUUGGAGAGUAUAAUUGAACAUUUUAUACCAUUGUCUACGGAUGCAUUAGCAAUGACAGAUACUAUAAAUAAUGUUUAUGGAGUUCCAGUAGUAGCUGCAAUUAGAUUUUGUCGUAUACUACUUUGUUAUGGAGGAAAAUAUGUUGCUCAAAAAUUAAAUAAUCUUAAAAUUAUGCAGCGUAUUAUAUCAUACGGUAGUUGCGAUGCAGGAAAAUCAAGUUAUAAUCUUAUUAUCGAAAAUUUACGAUUAUGGAGAACAUUACUAUUGUAUGAAGAUGCAACGGAUAGUUUAACAGGAGCACAAUUAUUUCUUGUGUCACAAUUACAACUUCUGUUAAGUAAUCACGAUAUUCAAAGCGCAUCUGAACUCUCCUGUGAAUAUGCAGCUGCUUUAAUUGCUGUUGCAAGUUGUUUGACACCUCUAAAAGUAAAUAUAUCGAUCUUGUUGUCCAAAUGGAGUACACAACUAUUAUCUUUAAAUAAUGUCACGUGGAGUAAAACAAAACUUAUAGCGGAAACAUUACUAGCAGUUAGUGAUAGUGCGAUCAAAACAUUGAACAUAUCUCGAUCACAAGUAUUUUCUAACCUUAAUUCUACGUCAAAUUUGUUAAGUGAUUGUUCUUUAGCUCUCGAACGCGAGCCUUCUGCUUUGCCUCAUCUGGGAGUAUUAAUGUAUGAUGGACAAGUGCAACCUAUUGUGUCUCAACAAUCUUGCAUGCCAUUUCUUGCAACGGUUUUAAAUGUAUUUAUUAACCAUUCUUUCGUAGAAGAAAUUCAGGCAGUGCUUAAUCUUCCACAAGUUUAUAAGUAUUUAAAGAGGCUGGUAACAGCAGAUUGGUGUUUAGAAAGAUCAUGGUAUACAAGAUCUGAAUUGUCUUUUUUAGUUGCUAUAGUAAAUGCAUCUUCUCUUGUGAAGGAUAAAUUAGAUAAUAAGACAAUGCAUAUUAUUUGGAAAAUUACCAUUAAACUUGUAUCAUCUUUACCUGCCGAUUGCUCUUCUGAUGUAAAAAAGAUGCUUAGGAUUUCAUUGUCAGAAGAAAAAUUAAAUUUAGAAAUAGUAACGAAUAAAUUAGAAACAUUAAAUUUGAAUUCAAAUAUCGAAGAUAUUAAAUUGAACUUAAGUUGCAACGUAUCUAAUUUGUAUGAACGGUAUGUAGCAUUAAAUGGUAAAUGGGAUCAAGCGGCAAUGCCUAAAGAUUGGCUUUAUUUACCCGUCGUACAUAUUUAUACAAAAUGUAGAAAUAAUAAUGUAUGUAACGAUGACGAUAAAGCUGCUAUCUUAGCCGCACUGAGUUUAGAAUUAGUGCUACCAGAUUUGGUUGAAAAAUUAUCACAAAACUUGAGGUUUAGUAGAUUGGUACUUAUAUACUUAUGCGAGACGCUGUAUUUAAGUAACGAUGUUUCUGCUUUGCUUACUAAAGCGAUGACAACUUUAUUAAAAGAUAAUUACAAGAAGCUUAAUUUUACAAUAAAUUUGCCGGGACUUAAUUCUUUUACUGAUUUGUUUACUGCGAUGUGCGAACAUUUUUGUUCAACAUCCUAUGGCGAUUAUGGUUUCUCAAUGACUCUAUUAGUACCAAUUGCACAAAGGCACGAUGUUCAUUAUAGAAAAUUGUUGUGGUCGGAACAUGUAGGUUUGCUUCGAUAUGUUAGAUUACCAUUAGAACAAUUAGUUAUUCCAUUAAAAGAAUAUCUUUAUCCCCUUGAGGAAGAUACAUCUUUAAUAGAAAGUUAUAUAACAGUGCUUAUUAGAGGAAUUAUUAAACAAAGCUGGUGUCCUAUCCCUUAUACAAUUGCAUUGCAUCAUUCUGCUAUGUAUUUGAAACGGUCAAACAAAUUAGCAAUACGAAUGAAAACCCAAUUAGAAAAGAUAUUUGAUAAAGUUUUAGCUGGUCUUUUGUUAAAUUAUCAACCACCCACAUUUUAAAAUUUAUGUACAAUUACAGAUUUUGAUAAGAAAAUAUGGGUUGCACAUAUUAUAUAUGUAAUAUACGUAGUAGCAGUAAAAUUUACUGUUAUUAAUAAUUUAAAGUUAACAAAUAUGUAUACAACAAUUUGCAAUAUAGGUUCAUCAAUAUGUCUUAUAAUUAACAGUAUUAACUCAAUUAUUAAAGGAUUAAAUAAUUUAUUUUAGUUGAUUUAAAAAUGUACAGAUCUCAGCAUCAUUAAAUACAAUUAAUCAUGUGAAUGAAGAAUAGGAACAAUCUGUGUUUACAUUUACAAAAAGCAUAGAGGCACUGAUUGGUCACUUUCGCUGAUAUUCCAAAAUUUUCAAUGAACAUAAUUAAGAAAGUAUAAGCAAUAAAAUCAUGAUACAUUAAGAAUUUAUAAUUUGCAAUGUUCAUUUAUGUAUCCAUACUUAUUUAUAUAUCGAUAUAGCUAUACAAUGUAUAUGUAUACCAAGAUAUACAUCUAUUUGUAAAUUAUUAUUUAUAAUUAAUGAUUUCAUUCAUUUAUCUUCUGAUUGCAAAUUUAAUAUUGUGCGAAAGUUUAAGCAAUAUAAUUAUUAUUAGAAUUAAAGUGAAAAUUACAAGUCAAUAACAAAACUAUGUAAGCUGUAAAGAAUAACAAUUGUGAUACAAUUACACGUCUGUGAAAAAAUAUAUUUUUUUAUAACUUCUAUAAAUUUUCUUGAUCUUAUACUGAAAACAUGUAUUAAAUUUCUUAAAAAUGAAAUUCGUGGAACACAAUAGGCAUAUGUAAGUUUAAUAAUUGCGACAGUAAUUAUAUAGUAAUGUCAAUAGUUUAACAUGCCUUAAAUGGCACGGUUACGUGCUGUUUUAAAUAAAUUUCGUGUACAAGCACAUUAAAUUGCAUAAAAUUUUUUUAUGAAAUGUAGCUAGCGAAACAGUUUAUAAUCAAUCAACGAUGUACUUCAGAACUUGUAUUAGACUUUCAUUAUAUUAGUAACAGUAUAAUAGUAUAUUUUUGUUUGGUCUGCGCAUUUUUUUUUUUUUAAUACAAUUUA